Messenger RNA from Phaethon lepturus (White-tailed tropicbird), 1314 nucleotides. RefSeq names its product RNA pseudouridylate synthase domain containing 2 (gene RPUSD2). The annotation marks the transcript as partial. The transcript has 3 exons. NCBI's taxonomy places the organism in Eukaryota, Metazoa, Chordata, Aves, Phaethontiformes, Phaethontidae. Gene Ontology annotation, biological process: pseudouridine synthesis. Gene Ontology annotation, molecular function: RNA binding; pseudouridine synthase activity. The record is from RefSeq and is a predicted model, not a curated record.
UUCGCCGAGACCUCCUACUACUUCGAGGGAGGGCUGCGCAAGGUGCGGCCCUACUACUUCGACUUCCGCACCUACUGCAAGGGCCGCUGGGUGGGUCGCAGCCUCCUCCACGUCUUCAGCACCGAGUUCCGCGCCCAGCCCCUCGCCUACUACCGCGCCGCCGCCCGCGCCGGCCGCCUCCGCCUCAACGAGGAGCCCGUGCGCGAUCUGGACAUCGUGCUCAAGAAUAAUGAUUUCCUCAGGAAUACAGUGCAUCGCCAUGAGCCGCCGGUCACUGCUCAGCCUAUCCAGAUCUUGGUGGAGAACGAUGAGGUGGUGGUUGUGGACAAACCCUCCUCUUUGCCAGUACAUCCCUGCGGCAGGUUUCGUCACAACACAGUCAUCUUCAUCCUAGGCAAAGAGCAUGAUCUGAAGGAGUUGCAUACCAUUCACCGACUCGAUCGCAUGACCUCAGGAGUACUUAUGUUUGCCAAGACCAUAGAGGUAUCCAAGAGGAUCGAUGAGCAGGUUCGGGAGAGACAGCUGGAAAAGGAGUAUGUCUGCCGUGUGGUGGGGGAGUUUCCAGAACAUGAAAUGGUCUGUGAAGAGCCCAUCCUGGUUGUUUCUUACAAAGUGGGAGUGUGCCGUGUGGACCCCAAAGGGAAAUUCUGCAAAACCAUCUUCCACAGACUCAGUUACAAUGGCAAGACCAGCGUAGUCAAGUGUCUUCCACGUACUGGCCGCACGCACCAGAUCCGUGUCCAUUUGCAGUAUUUGGGGCAUCCUAUUGUCAAUGACCCCAUCUAUAAUAUGGAAGCUUGGGGCCCUGAGAGGGGAAAAGGUGGCAAGAUAGAUAAAACAGAUGAAGAACUCCUUAAGGCGCUGGUAGAGGAGCAUCGUUCCAAACAGAGCCUGGAUAUCUUGGGUAUUUCGGAGGAGGACUUGAACUCCAGUGCUGAAGAUAAAGACUGUGAUAAUUCAAGUGACUGCACAAAGUCUGCACAGGCUGAUCCUAUAAAUGAGAACUCCUGCCCUGCUGAGGACACUAAGGAUUCUGAGAAAAAUGACAUAACAGCUUGUCCACUGAACUCUGAUACCAACCUGGAAAUGCUUGAAAAAAAUAAAGAACUCUGUUCAUGUGAGAAACAGGAUGGGCAAACAGGAGAAAAGAGUUCAGAAGAGAAGGACCCUUUAUGCGUGGAGUGUAAAAUUACAAGGCGGGACCCGUCCCCCAAGGAACUGGUGAUGUACCUACAUGCCUUGCGCUAUAAGGGAGCAGAGUUUGAGUAUUGCUCCAAGAUGCCUGAGUGGGCAAUGGAGGAUUGGGAGGAAUGA